AUGAAUCACGAACCUGAAGUGAAAGCUACUGAUAUGGAAGAAGAUAUGAUUAAAAGAGUAAAAGAAAUAGCUAUUAAUGCUGUUAAAGAAUACAAACAAGAAAAGUAAAUUGCCCAUUAUAUUAAAUAUGAAUUUGAUAAGAUUGAUGGAUAUGGAUGGAACUGUAUUGUAGGAAGAAAUUUCGGAUCUCAUAUCAUUCACUAAACCAAAAAAUAUAUUUUCUUUAAAAUUAAUGAAUUGUGCUUAUUACUCUGGAAGGCUUGA
This is a messenger RNA of Tetrahymena thermophila SB210, 264 nucleotides long. Its product is annotated as cytoplasmic dynein light chain 2. The transcript has a single exon. The record is from RefSeq and is a predicted model, not a curated record. Lineage: Eukaryota; Ciliophora; Oligohymenophorea; Hymenostomatida; Tetrahymenidae. Gene Ontology annotation, biological process: microtubule-based process. Gene Ontology annotation, cellular component: dynein complex. Gene Ontology annotation, molecular function: dynein intermediate chain binding; dynein light intermediate chain binding.